CUUUGCGUCAUCACGCCGCGACGCGUCUCCAUGGCGGCGGCGAGCACCGGGCCGUACCGGCGGGAGCGCAGCCUGGCGCUGCGGGGCAGCAGCUCGGCGCUCUACAACAACCUGGCGGUGCUGCGCGGCCCCGGGCGCGCCCCGGCGCUCGGAGCCGUGCACGGCAGCAGCCUCAGCCUGCUGGCCGGCGAGGGGCCCGCCCGGCAGCUGCAGGCGCGGGGAGGGGGCUCUGCCCUCAGCACGCCCCUGCUGACCCAGGCCGCGUGGUGCCAGCUGCCAUCCCGGGUGCUGCUGGUGCUCACGUCCCAGCGCGGGGUGCAGAUGCACGAGGCUGAUGGCUCCACCAUGGUGUUCUGGCACGCCCUGGACGUCCCGGAGCUGCCACCAGCACAUUCCGUGUUCGCCCGAGGCAUCGCCGCGGCCGGCGGCCGCUUCGUCUGCGUGGGGACGUCCUUUGGGGCCGUGCUGGUGUUUGACAUCCCCCCAAAAGGCACCAACGUGACGCUGAGCGAGGUCCUGGAGCAGCACCGGGAUCCCGUCACCGACAUCGCGGCCGAGCAGGGCCAGGCCCCGGACGGGGCUGGCGACCUGGUGACAGCCGAUGACUCCGGGACGCUGUGCCUCUGGAGCAGCGGGGAGGAGUUCACCCUGCUGGGGAAGAUCCCGGGAUCUGGCUGCUCCUGCUCCUCGGUGGCGCUGUGGAACGGGACGGUGGCGGCGGGCUAUGGGAACGGGCAGAUCCGCCUGUGGGAGGCGGGGUCGGGGCGGAUCCGCGCCCAGGUCAGCGCCCACGCCCGCUGGAUCUACGCGCUGGACCUGGCCCCGCUCAGCGGCAAGCUGCUCUCGGGUGCCGAGGAUUCCUUUGUGCACGUCUGGAAGCUCAGCAGGAACCCGGACACCGAUGACAUCGAGGUGCAGCACUGCCACGCCGAGUGUGUGACGGACACUCAGGUGUGCGGCGCCCGCUUCUGCGACCCCGCCGGGGACACCUUCGCUGUCACCGGCUACGACCUGAGCGAGAUCCUGUGCUACGGCCCCGCCUGAGCCCGGACUGCGGCAAGAACGGGAGUGCCGGGACCCCCGGGGGACGGGGGUGAGCACAGCCCCCCCGGCAGCUCCGGCCGGGAUCCCCCCUGCCCCGAGCCCUCCCGAGGGCCGGGAGCUGCUCCGGCUGCUGCAGCCCCGCGGGGAUGCUCCCGUGGCUCCCGCCGGCUCCGGGCUCCUCCCGUGGCUCCCGCCGGCUCCGGGCUCCUCCCGUGGCUCCCGCCCUUCCCGGAGGGUGGCGUGGCUGGGAGCGGAGCCGGCUCAGACGGGAGGAUCCCGGGGAACCUGUGCUACCGGCCCGGAGAGCCCAGCCCAGCGUCCCAGCGAGCAGCAUCUGCCAGCCACGGCUGCUGGGGAGGGAAGGAGGCCAGGGGCACCUGGGGGAUCCUGCAUCCCGACCCCCCGGGAUCCCGAAUCCCCACGGGAUGCUGCAGUCCCAUGGCCACUGGCCAGAUGUUCGAGGCCCCAGCUGUGCCCCGGGGCUGGAAACAGCAGCAGCAGCUGCAGUGACACCCCAGGGACGUCCCCAGGUCCCCUGCAGCCGCCCUGACUGUCCCUGACCCCCCCCGGGAGCUGAGGUGACCCCAGGCUCUGCUCCCAGGGCCCUGCGAGGCCGGGAGGGGGGAAUGGGGGGCCCAGCCUGGAGCUGGGGGGGCUCAGCCAGGGACAGGCCCUAGGAACCCCCCCACACCCCUCGGGAGACCUCCCCCACCCACCCUGUAUGUCCCACUCGUGUCCCCCCAGUGUGUGGGUCAGGUCCCCCCAGUUCUGCUCCCACCCCCACGUGCU
This is a messenger RNA of Passer montanus (Eurasian tree sparrow), 1833 nucleotides long. RefSeq names its product WD repeat domain 54 (gene WDR54). The coding region runs from base 31 to 1044 and encodes 337 amino acids. Gene Ontology annotation, molecular function: protein binding. The transcript is spliced from 10 exons. Gene Ontology annotation, biological process: cilium-dependent cell motility; cilium assembly; sperm axoneme assembly. The record is from RefSeq and is a predicted model, not a curated record. Lineage: Eukaryota; Metazoa; Chordata; Aves; Passeriformes; Passeridae.